Messenger RNA from Entrophospora candida, 683 nucleotides. The record is from the annotation of a GenBank genome assembly. NCBI's taxonomy places the organism in Eukaryota, Fungi, Glomeromycota, Glomeromycetes, Entrophosporales, Entrophosporaceae.
UCACUCACAAUUAUCACCACCAUCAAAAAAUUUCAAGGAACGUUUAAUUGACUAUGAUCCUGCCGAAGAAGAAGAAGAAAAAGAAUCUGACAACUUGAAUGAAGAAACUGAUGAUUCAGAUGAAGAAGAUAUUGCAGAUAUUAUAGAUGUCAAUGAAAAGACUUUUGGUGAUUGGAUAGACAGACAUGAUAAACAGGGAUGGUCUUUAAAUAAUGGUGAUAAAGUUAGAGAUGUCUUGUUAAAAAUGACAUAUGAAAUUGCUGAAAAUGCCAAGAAAUUAACUAAAGGAGGAAUGCAUACUUGGUUUGGUCAAGAUUGGACGGAUUUAAAAAAAAAGGUUUCAAAUCAUAUAAAUUUAAAAAUAAAAAAAUUUGAAGGAGAGAUUUUAUCUGAUAUCAUCAAAGUAGAAGAAGUAAAAGGAGAAAAUAAACAAUUAACGGAACUUGAAUAUAUCAUGAAGAUGACGAGUCCCAUUUUAGAUAUAAUUUUUUCAAAUAAUCAUAAUAUUAUUGAUUUGAAAUGGGGCGAAACAAUUUCCAAAGCCACCAAAAGUCGUAAAAUUGAUUUAAGAGUGUUAACUAAGUGUUUAAGAACAAAUAAAUGUAUUUUGGAUCAAUACCUUAUGCAUGAUCUUUCUGAGGAUGCUGUAAAAGAUUCUACAUUUUUUGGAUUGCAAUUAGCAG